This is a messenger RNA of Gilbertella persicaria, 1333 nucleotides long. Its product is annotated as caspase domain-containing protein. Gene Ontology annotation, molecular function: cysteine-type endopeptidase activity. Bases 29 to 1303 code for a protein of 424 amino acids. The transcript has 9 exons. Gene Ontology annotation, biological process: proteolysis. Lineage: Eukaryota; Fungi; Mucoromycota; Mucoromycetes; Mucorales; Choanephoraceae. The record is from RefSeq and is a predicted model, not a curated record.
GGCUUUUCUUCUUCUUUACUUAUUUAAAAUGGAUAAAUACGGAUACCCAGUUUCUGAGAGAAAUGAAGAGGAUGGAGAGUAUAGCUCUUACCAUCAUUCUUCUACGACUACUCAUCAUACCAGCAGCUAUUCUUCAUCUUCCUAUGGAUAUCCUCGUCAUGAACAAGAAGGAAGUGAUAGUAAUGAUCCUUAUUUUACCCAAGAUGAUUACAAUCACCCUAAUCCUAACUAUGAGCAACCCCCUGAAACCGAGCAUAAUCCAGGACCUCAUCCAGUUCCCUAUGGUGGUAUGGCCACACAUCAUACUGAAAAUAGCCCGGGAAAUCAGUUUUAUUUACACGUUGACCCUACGGUUGAAAAAGAUGAUGAUCAACUUAAUUUUGAACUAUCCAAUUGUCGUGGCAAGAAGCGAGCUUUGUUGAUUGGUAUCAACUACACGGGCACCAAUAAUGAACUGGGUGGUUGCAUCAAUGAUGUUGCAAACAUUAAGCAAUUCUUGACUUCUCUUUAUGAUUUUAAAGAAGAAGAUAUGGUUAUUUUAACAGAUGACCAAGAUGAAGAGAAAUUCAAGCCAACUAAGGCAAACAUUAUCUCUGCUAUGCAAUGGCUUGUCCAUGAUGCUGAACCUGAUGAUUCUUUCUUUUUCCAUUACAGUGGUCAUGGUGGUCGUGUUGCAGACAUACAUAAUGAUGAGGAUGACUCCUUUGAUGAAACUAUUUACCCCUUGGACUUCGAACAAUUUGAAGGAGAUUCUGGACAAAUAAGAGACGAUGACAUGUAUGAUUUACUUGUCCGACCAUUGCCACCUAAAUGUAGAUUGACAGCUAUCUUUGACAGCUGCCAUUCAGGUACAGUGUUAGAUUUACCUUAUGUUUACUCCACUCGUGGUGAAAUCAAGGAACAGAACUUGUUCAAAUAUGCUGGUAAAGGCUUCUUGUCUGCUGGUAUUGCUUAUGCUCAAGGGGAUAAAGAAGGUGCUUUGUCUUCCAUCAUGUCACUUGGCAAGCAAUUGAUGGAGGCACGUAAUGUAUCUGACCGAGUCCGUAGAAAGAACACUUCCCAAGCUGAUGUGAUUAUGUUUUCUGGUUGUAAAGAUGAUCAAACUUCUGCUGAUGCUAAUGAAUCAGGCAGAGCUACAGGUGCCAUGAGCUAUGCCUUUACAACCACUUUGCGCAAGAACCCAAAUCAAACAUACCAAGAACUAUUGAACAGUGUUCGUGAUAUUUUGCGUGAUAAAUACCUUCAAAGACCUCAAAUGAGUGCUUCUCACCCCAUUGAUGUUAAUCUUGCAUUUACAUGUUAAAUAAAAUGGCAGUUUAUUGUAUGAAAGAAA